CCCAUUUUUUAUUGACGGAAUUUUAGUUUCGGUUUAACUCGCGGUUGGCGCGGUCGCUUACUCCCGCCCUGUAGAACAUUGGCAGAAACACGCACGGUCGUCCAACUAAAUGUGUUUUUUAUGACAAAAUAUCCAACAUUCAUGAGACAAAAUGUGUAAAACACAGUGUUUGCUGGCUUUCCUAGCGAUCUCCGUCGACCUGAUUAACUGUUGGGACAUCGCAAUCACGACUGGGGACCAAUUAGAAUUUUAUACAAACAAAACAAGAACAAACGACGAAGGCGUCAGGUUUAGAGAGCUGACCGCGCUCGCGCAUGAUGCUGUACACCACAUGAUGUUAUUUGUCGACAAACAGAACGACAACGCGUCAAUAUUCAGCUAUAAUCUCCUCACGAAGAAAUACCAGCCGUUAGUUGGAAAACGGUCUUCCGAAAAUAUUCAAGGUCUUACCAUAGACCCUGUGUCAGGAAAGAUGUUCUGGACGGAUACUAACGAAAGGAGUAUAUACUGGAUAUCUUUGUGGCCGAGGUCUAAGAACAUCUAUGGAUACCUCUUGAUAAAGAUGGACGAUGAGAUACCGAGGGAUAUUGCUGUUGAUAGUUGUAGAGGAUACAUUUAUUGGACAAAUACAAACAUUUCAAAACCAACGAUAGAGAGAGCACGAUUCGAUGGCAGUGAAAGGACCACUAUUGUUGACACUGAUAUCCACAUGCCGGUCAGCAUAGCUAUCGAUCAACGAACAAAACGGCUUUACUGGGCCGACGAUAAAGAAGGCAUACAUUAUUCCAUCGAGUCAUCCGAUUUAGACGGGAAAAACAGGCAACAAAUGCUGACAGGCACAUACCAUCAGCCAAAUUCCUUAACCGUUACAAAAGACAGCAUCUAUUGGGUCGAUUGGGGAUUCAGAUCAGUGUGGAAGCUAUCGAAAAAUGCAACAAAUGCGGAUCCAGAAGAAUUCGUACAGUUCAACAAUGAAGUACCUUUCGGUAUAGCUGCGAAUUAUAAAAUUGCCGACCAAACUGAAAAUGUGGAUGAAUGUAAGAUUUUAGCUAAUCUAACACAAAACAACACUGCCGUAAACGAUUCCAUUCGCAUUCCUAAAGACGUGGGACUGUUUUGUUUGCACGGUGUGAAGACAGGACAGUUAGAGUGCAAAUGUUCAGCUGGUUAUACUGGUGAUAGGUGUGAGAUAUCCGUUUGCCAGAACUUCUGUUUGAAUGGUGAUUGCAGUGCCUCGAGCGACGGCCAACCGACCUGCAAAUGCAGACGUGGUUUCUCUGGCACUCGAUGUGAGGCGAGUGUCUGCUAUAGUCAUUGCUUGAACGAUGGUGAAUGUACCGUCAGUGAAGCGGGCACACCUGAGUGUAAAUGUGCUCAUGACUUCGAAGGCGACAGAUGCGAGACACCUAAACUAAUACCAACAACAACUAUUGCACCCCCUGUUGAAGCUUGCAACUGCUCAGCAUUUACUUCAGAAAGCAAGAGCAGAGACAUAUUCGUGGACUCGGAUUUAUGUAGCACGGGAUGGGACACCGUACGCGAUCCGAUACUGAUGGUGCUUGGAACGAUAACCGGGCUGUUAUGCCUAGUAUGUGCGUUACUCGUCACGAAGAUCUUGCAAUUAAAGAAAAGACCCAGGAUCAAGAGGCGUAUAAUAGUGAACAAGAACGUCACCCCCCUCACCGCGCGCCCCGACCAGUGCGAGAUCACCAUUGAGAAUUGCUGCAACAUGAACAUAUGCGAAACUCCAUGCUUCGAACCCAGAAACGCAAUUAGACCGACAUUGGGCGACGCGAAGCCCGGGAAAGAAGAGAAGAGAAACCUAAUCGCGAACAUGGAGAGCCAAGACGAUAUUUACUAGCAUCGCACCAUAUCAUUCUACAUUUGGUGAUGAGUCCAAAGUUUUACAUUUGUGAUAUUCGAUAUAGGCAUACCGAUUAGUAACGUUACAGUAACGUUAUAGUAAUGUUACAGUAACUUUAUAGUAAUGUUACAGUAACUUUAUAGUAAUGUUACAGUAAGUUUAUAGUAAUGUUACAGUAACUUUAUAGUAAUGUUAUAGUAACGUUAUAUCGUUAUAACGAAAAACGACAUGAGGUUUGCUAUUGAGAGAUGUAUUUUUAUAUGUCUGGUGAAAGGCUUUCAACGCCGUAUUGAUAGACUGGUGGCACUUAAGAGACGGAAACAAUAGUUCAAGCAAAAGUUCCUUUGGUUACUUACUGUUCACUAAAUAAAAUAUUCAGUGGAUAAUAGGUUCGAUUAAUUAUGAGAUUGCUUGUUGUUAUAAAAGAUCAGAAAUUAUGAUUUCUUAAUUAUCUCCGCCAUUAAAAUUAGUUGUUUCCGGCUCUUAACGUCCGUAUAUAUUUAAGAACCAUAAGGUUUUUAUAAGGCAGCUAAAAAUCCAAGAGAAUAUUUAAGUACUUACGAGUAUACAUAUAUUUAAGGAAAUAUAUGUUGGGUUGUACAAAGGUUUGUAGGUUAAACGCGAUGGUUUAAUAUAUAACUAUUUAUAGUAUCUUGCAGUAUAUAAUAUAUUAUGGUAUAUAAUUAAUGCCUGUUGUAUGUAUAAACUCGUUAAGAAUAACGGUAUCUGCUAAACGUUGCCUUAAAAUUAUAUUAAUUAUUGGUAACCACAAAUGCCAGUUAAAUCUAUUUAAAUUUAUUUUAAUAAUGACCAUAACAAAGCAAUAUAUUGUGUACCUAAUAGAAAAACAAUAAAUAUAAGAUAAAUAAUAUUUAACUCAAGCAAUAACUAUUAUGGGCCUUUGUUAGAUUGUAAAUCGAAAGUUCAUCGCUCAGCAGUCAAUGAGUGUGAAUCUCGUACUAACACGAGUCAAUCGUAUCGUUUCAUAGGAUUCGGCACUGACGGGAUAAUUACACUAGACCAGGGUAGGCGAACCAAUGGCACGCGUGCCAUUGAUGGCACGCGACACAAUAUUUUGGGCACGUCGCCGAUCAUAAAACAUGUGUAAAGUAGGUAUUUUACAUAAAUUAUUUGUCAUCUAACCUGCAGCAACAGAAGUCACACUAAUUUUACAAUAAUUUAAUUUAUGCGUGUAAUAAAAACAUUCCAAAAUGUACCUCUUUUGUUUACUUUAUUUCAUAAAGAGUUUUGAUAGUAUUUAUUAUUGUUAUUUUCCAAAUAAUCAGAAAGUCAAAAUUA
This is a messenger RNA of Bicyclus anynana (squinting bush brown), 3163 nucleotides long. RefSeq names its product protein cueball (gene cue). The coding region runs from base 152 to 1861 and encodes 569 amino acids. Lineage: Eukaryota; Metazoa; Arthropoda; Insecta; Lepidoptera; Nymphalidae. The record is from RefSeq and is a predicted model, not a curated record. The transcript is spliced from 7 exons.